Molecule: messenger RNA, 1104 nt
Organism: Drepanopeziza brunnea f. sp. 'multigermtubi' MB_m1
Lineage: Eukaryota; Fungi; Ascomycota; Leotiomycetes; Helotiales; Drepanopezizaceae
Source: RefSeq, a predicted model, not a curated record
AUGCCUCCUCCCAGAGAUAAAGCAUUUGACAUGACCACCCCAGAACUCAAGUCCCUUCGCGCCAAUCUCAAGAAUGCCCGAUCCGAGUAUAGCCGUCUGCGCCUGGAGGCCGAAAGAAUCGACCAUGAAUUCAUUCUGGAGGGGGAUCGACUGAUUGGGAAAUCGUCAGUCAGACGUUCACGAGCUUUACAAGCUCACGCGGAGCACCGAAAGCACUACCAGCGGCUGUUUGAGAGCCACAAGUUGCGGAUCAGAAAGCUGACCAAGGCGGUUCAGGUGACGGAGGAAGCAGGCAGCUGGCCAAGCUGGAGCGCAUCGGAGCUACUCAUCCGAUGGCAGGCCGGCAUGAUGGACUACGGCGUCUUCCGCGACAAGGAGCCCGGCGAGCGUGUCCUCGCGGCCUUCGACAGCCUCGAGUACGAGCUCCAGCCACCGCUGCUCGGCCAGAUCCUGCACUGUUCGGCCGAGGUCGCGGCCGGCUGGUACCAGAAACCUACCGACUCCCAGUUCUGGAACGCUCAGCGCCAGCUCCGGCCGGGCUUUGCGGAGGAGGAAGAGGGCGCCGCCGACGACGACAACGACAACGUCCGGCCCGGGAGGAGCUCGGGCCAGGACCUGGCGCUCGGGGACUGGGUCGAUGACGGGUACGGAUGGAGUGACGAGGAGGUGCUUGAGGAAGGCGGCGGUGGGUGUGGAAAUGGAUAUGGUGCGGAGGAGGCGUAUGGUGGAGGUGGUGGUACGUCCGGCACGAGGGCUGUGGCUGGGUUUCUGCGUACUCCUGGCCGGGACGUGGAGAUGGCUGAUGCGGAAAUCCAAGCGCGUAUGCCCGGGUACAGACGGGACUUUGAGAUGUCUGAUACGGCGGAUGGGCCCGGCAACCACUAUGAAGACGAGUGUGUGAAGAUCGAGGAGUACGACCUGGCUAGAAGAGAAAAGAUGUCUCUUCGCGGUAGGUACUCCGGGCAGGGCUCUGUGAACAAGGGUGACGCGGCUGCGGCUGUUGAGGAUAUCUUGCCAUUCCGGGGCUUGAAGAAGGCAAAGAUCGUGCCGAUGGUCUGGGGCGCCAUCAGCCCACCGAUCCUAGCUACGAAUUACGUUGAUUGA